UGGGCAAGGGCAGUGACAGUUAACCACCAAGAACAUGACUCCCAGACUCUCUAUGGUUUCGAUCUGUUUCAUAAACAAAUUUGCUUCGACAAUGCAAGUAAAAUAUUUUAUACGUUUUUUUACCUCCAGUUCCACCCAGCAGCGUUAAUAUAACCCCACCGAGUCCUAACGUGACCGAGCGUGACCAAGUGAACCUGACGUGUUCAGCUGGUGGUACUCCUCCACCAACCUUCACAUGGAUCAACCCUCAGGGGCACACCGUAGCACACGGACCGUCCUACACCAUUCCCAUGGUGCAUCGCGACAUGUCAGGGGUCUACACAUGUGUGGUUACUGAUGGAUGUGGACGAAAUCACACCAGAAAUGCGACACUCGUAGUGAGAUAUAAGCCAGAAAACACUACAAUGGUAGCAAAUGCAUCUUCCGUAUGUAUUGGUGGCAUGGCCUUGUUAAAUUGCUCAGCGGCGGGUAAACCAAACAACAUAUCGUACACUCUGUAUCGCAAUAGUACGGAGUUUGCCUCACAAAUGCACGGACUGUUCGUCCUUCCUCUUACCACUCCUGGCGUGACCAUCUUCACGUGUGUUCCCAGUAACGAGGCGGGAGGUGGGCACAACAAGAGCGUCACCGUCACUGUCAAAGCACCUCCGCGCAUCACGAGUCUGACCCCGUCACAAACUGUUGUAGAGGGAAAUAGUUUUACCAUGCAGUGCGACGCGUCUGGUACAGCGCCUUUGAACAUAGCGGUUUCCCAUCCGAACGGCUCGGUGCUGACCAACUCCGGGAGCUACACGUUCAGUCCUAUCACGAGAAGAGAUGAGGGGACCUACACGUGCACCGUGAACAACGGCAACGAGUGUUCAAAUGGCACAAACACAGCGAGUAUAACUAUCAACUAUAAACCAGAGAAAACGUCACUUGACGCAAACUCGUCUUCUGGAUGCGUUGGAGAUAUUAUUUUGUUAAACUGCUCAGCGGCGGGUAAACCAGAAAACAUAUCGUACACUCUGUAUCGCAAUGGUACGGAGUUUGCCUCACAGAUGCACGGACUGUUUGUCCUUCCUCGUAACCUUUCUGGCGUGAGUAUCUUCACGUGUGUUCCCAGUAACGAGGCGGGGGAUGGACACAACAAGAGCGUCACCGUCACAGUCAAAGAACCGCCAAAAAUAACAGGCUUCACCCCACCACAAACUGUUGUAGAAGGGAGCAAUUUUACAAUUUGGUGCAACGUGUCUGGUACAGCGCCCUUGAAAAUAGCGGUUUCCCAUCCAAACGGCUCGGUGCUGACCAACUCCGGUAGCUACACGUUCAGUCAUAUCACGAGAAGAGAUGAGGGGACCUACACAUGCACCGUGAACAACGGCAACGAGUGUUCAAAUGACACAAACACAACGAAUAUCACUGUUAACUAUAAACCAGAAAACACCAAAUUAAUACCAAAUGAGCAUAUCGGCUGUGUCAUGGAUGUUGUCUCGUUAAAUUGCUCAGCGUUGGCUAACCCAGACAACAUCAACUACACUCUGUAUCGCAAUGAUACGGCGCUUGCCUCAAAUAUGAACGGAAAAUUUAUCAUUAGUCUUAACGCUUCUGGCUUGAGUAUCUUCAAGUGUGUUCCCAGUAACGAGGUGGGAGAUGGAGAAAAUAAGACCGGCUUCUUCACUGUCAAAGAACCACCACGAAUAACAAGGUUUACCUCGACACAAACUGAAGUCGAAGGGUCCGAUGUAACAAUUCGAUGCAACGCAUCUGGUACAGAGCCCUUGGGAGUAGCGAUUUUCCACCCAAACAGCUCGGUGCUGACCAACACUGGGAGCUACACCUUCAGUCCUAUCACGAGAAGAGAUGGGGGAACCUACACAUGCACCGUGAACAACGGCAACGAGUGUCCGGUUGAUACAAAAGCGAUGAACAUCACCGUCAACUAUAAACCAGAGAAAACAAGCCUAACACGUCUGGAAAGCUCUUACUGUCUGGGGACCAGCGUUUAUUUUAACUGCACAGCGACGGGUAAACCAGAUGACAUCCACUACUCGCUUUUCGUUAACAAGACCCUUUUGAUAGAGAAGUCUAGAGGGGUAUUCAACUUGACGUUAAACACUUUAGGAAAGCAUGAAUACACUUGUGUGCCGAAUAACACAGCAGGAAUUGGUCAGAAUAGCACAAUUAGCAUUGAUGUGCAAGAAAAUAUAAAGUUCGUCAACAUUUCAGCUCCAAUGGUAAAAAGAGGAGUUCCCUUUACCUUGGAGUGUACAACUAAUGUGGUUAGACCUGUCAGCAUCACUUGGUACAAGAACAGCGAAUGGUUUAGCAGCAAUAGAAGUCUUAUAUUUAGCGGGUCGUUGAAUGAUACCGGUUCUUACAGCUGCCUCGCGGAAAGUGCCUGCAACAACACCAAGCAAAGCGAAAGAGUCAAUAUUACUGUAACAUAUGCAAGUCUUAACAAACCUAAUGCCAUCUGCCUUGCCAACGAUGCACUGACAAAUGUUACUGUGGAGAUGAAGACAAACAUUCUCCAACCACCGGUUGUCACGUGCACAACAGGACGGGCAUCGUUGAUAUCGUUCAGUGCUGAUAACAAGAACCCUUCCUACGCCGUACCGCUUAAACGAGGCCAAACCAUCUCCUGCUCAGUUGAAGGUUAUCCACUGGCCAACAUUACUUUCUAUUUGGAUAUCAGGAGAACAAAUCUGAUAAUGUCUUGGAGGAUAAGAAACAAAAAUGCAAUACAAAAGUAUGGAAAAUGGGAUGUGACUGACAACGACCGCCAACAAAUUGAAAACUUGUGUGAUGCAGCACAAGGCCCCUGUUUCAAUAGAAGCAGUUUAUCGUUCAGGAAUGGAAGUGUCAUCGUAGAUGCUUCGUUCACUCUCACUGGCGAUGUCUCUGACCCCGAGGAAUACUUUAAGAGCGAGUUACUCAAGAAUGCCCCAAACUAUGGCUUGGACAUCGAUCCCAAUAGCGUGCAACCCCUAGCAGCAAUACCCUCAAACAACGUCCCCCUUCCUCUGACCACCCAAGCCGCGCCCACCACCGCUGCUACGCCCACUACCGCUGCUACGACCAAGCCUGGAAAGUGUCUGACGGCUGUCGAGGUAAAUGAUCAGAAUUCAACCAUUGUUGGUCUCGCUGUGCUGGUCGCCAUCUUGUUCUUGGUCAUCAUUUGUCUGAUUGUCUACAUCGCAGUGCUGAAGAGGGCAGGUCUAACAGCAAAGAGAGAAAGAUCUGAACCUGAUAACCCAGGCUACUCUGGAUUCCAGAAUGUGGCGAUGCAAGAAAACGUCAACCAAGACCAACAUGUAAUACCAGGGGUGGGAGAUUACGAGGUCGCCCCAUCGGACAAUAGGGGACCCACCCCUGACCCCAUUCCACAAUACGAACCAGUGAACAAUACACAAACACAACCACCCAACCGUAGAAACGUAACGCAAUACGAAGAUGUAACGCAAGGGAGCAAUGUCACGCAAUACGAGGAUGUAACGCAAGAGGGCAAUGUCACGCAGUAUGAAGCUAUGAAUAGACAUGCAUCACGUGAUCAGCAUGUGCCAGCCAAUCGCCAGUACGAUAGCGUUGAUAGCACUAGAAUGAGUAGACAGAAUCCACCCGCGAGGAGAGCAAGGAACGACACAGGUGAUCAAGGCGAGCCAGGUUAUGCGAACACAAGAAUACGAGGUUUACCACCUGAAGUGUACCAAUCUUUACAGGCGACGACACAAUACAGCGAGAAUGCGCAGUAUGCCCCAUUGCAUCCUGGGACACGCAUUGCGGCCAGGCCUGGUGGUAGGGACGAGAGGGGAGUAGGCACAGACAUAAGAGGGAGUGAGUACCAGGAGUUGCACAGGACUAAAGCCACAGAUCCAUGUUAUCAACGGGUAGGCAGUAGAGUUACUAGCGCAUAAGAUGCUCAUAUCGUGGAUCCGUGUGAUCAAAGGGUAGGCAGUAUAGUUACUAGCGGGUAAGAUGCUCAUAUGGCGGAUCCGUUUGAUCAAAGGGUAGGCAGUAGAGUUACUAGCGCGUAACAUGCUCAUAUCGCGGAUCCGUGUGAUCAAAGGGUAGGCAGUAGAGUUAAUUGCGCGUGAAAUGCUCAUAUGGCGGAUCCAUGUGAUCAACGGGUAGGCAGUAGAGUUUCUAGCGCAUAAGAUUCUCACAUCGAGGAUACAUGUCAUCAAAGGGUAGGCAGUAGAGUUAUUAGCGCGUAAAAUGCUUAUAUCGCGGAUCCAUGUGAUCAAAGGGUAGGCAGUAGAGUUAUUAGCGCGUAAGAUGCUCAUAUAGCCCAUCCAUGUUAUCAGCGGGUAGGCAGUAGAGUCACUAGCGGGUAAGAUGCUCACAUCGCGGAUCCGUGUGAUCAAAGGGUAGGCAAUAGAGUCACUAGCGCGUGAAAUGCUCAUAUCGAGGAUCUAUGUGAUCAACGGGUAGGCAGUAGAGUCACUAGUGCGUAAGAUGCUCAUAUCGCGGAUCUGUGUGAUCAAAGGGUGGGCUCUAGAAAUACCACUAGCGCGUAACAUAGUCCCGCAGAUCCUUGUAAUCACGUACAAAGAUAAUACCAGCGCGUUAGCUAAAAAUAUAACGUACAAUUGAGGUAAAUAUUAUCAAGGAUUUAUAGUCACUAGUCACUUAGAAAUCAUCAUCACGCAAAUUUUGUACAUACCUCAAGUGACAUACAAAGUCACUAACACGUGAGGUGUUUUUAUAUCACCAUUGGUCGAGAUAACCGUGUUGCCCUAUGUUACUAAUCACAAGAACUUAUUGUUGUAAUCAAUUCUAAACCCUUUGGUGACCAGGGUACCAAUAAAGAUUGGGCGAAAGGCAAA
Nematostella vectensis (starlet sea anemone) is the source of this 4808-nucleotide messenger RNA. RefSeq names its product hemicentin-1. The record is from RefSeq and is a predicted model, not a curated record. NCBI's taxonomy places the organism in Eukaryota, Metazoa, Cnidaria, Anthozoa, Actiniaria, Edwardsiidae. The transcript has 18 exons. Gene Ontology annotation, cellular component: plasma membrane. Bases 291 to 3896 code for a protein of 1201 amino acids.